This is a messenger RNA of Nicotiana tabacum (common tobacco), 462 nucleotides long. RefSeq names its product organ-specific protein P4-like. The record is from RefSeq and is a predicted model, not a curated record. Lineage: Eukaryota; Viridiplantae; Streptophyta; Magnoliopsida; Solanales; Solanaceae.
GAUCGUACAUAUUCCUAGUGAAGUGACCAUGAAAUUACAUAUUGCUGUUAUCCAGCUCUUUUCAUUUGCUCUGUACACAAGCAGCACUAAUGCAAGAAAAGACCCUGGAGAAUACUGGAGAGUUGUGAUGAAAGAUGAGCUAAUGCCUGAAGCAAUCAAACAUCUUAUGCUUCGGCAUUCUGUUCCUCUCUCCAAAGAAAAAACUGACUGUUACACAUCUUCUUCUAUUGGAGGUGAAACCUUUGAACCAAGGCCUAAUAUGUCUGGCUACCACGACGACGCCAAGCUGAAAGAAGCUGAGAAAUUAUUAUUUACGAAAGAUUUUGAGCCAAGGCCUACUAUAACUGGUUAUCAUGAUGAUGAUGCUGGUCUUAAACAAGAAAAGCCCUUUACCAAAGAUUUUAAGCCUAGGCCAAAUGCUUCUGUGUACCAUGAUUGAUAUUGCAUAUAAUGUACUGUGUG